UAAGCCAGGACGCACCGCCAGUAACUCUAAUUGUUAAUUCUCCAUUUGGAAAAUCAGUGGAGCCUUUCGACUGUUUAGGCUUGGACAUGACUCUCCGCUCCAGAGAGCUACUUCACUACUUCCAUAACAGCCACGACAGUGCCGAUUUGGUACUGAGCAAGGCCUCUAGAAACAUCUUUUCUUCUGUCGCCCAGCAUCCCGAUGCGUUAAGGGACACCCUCCUCGUAGCAGGUCUGCACUAUGCAUGGACUGUCGGCGAUCUCGAAACGUACAAGCCAACUUUUCUGUUUCACAAAGUCUCGACAAUACAAGUCUUGAAUCGUUGGCUGCAAAACAUACAUCAACCGGGGCUGAUGACCUUCAUUCGACAUGUUUCAAUUCUUUGCUUCAUAGAGGCAUCUUAUGGUAACGUACACGAUACAGAGGCUCAUAUCAACGGCCUCAUAAAUGCCGUCCACCUCCUCAGUCCCCUCGAUGACGACUUUGGUCAUCAGUCGGAACUCGAAGAAGAGCUUGCUAAUCGUUAUCUCUUACUCACAUACUAUGCCUACCAGGGCUUCAAGGCCAGGAUAUUAGGGAGCGAUUCUUUGCAGAACCUUUUCCGACAGAACAACACAGCCGAGUUCUCCACCUUCGUAUCACAGAUUUACCUCUGGAAGACUCAGAAUAUCGGUCAUCUCGAAAUGCGUCUCAACGCCAUGAAACUAUUACCAUUCUUCUUCGCAGCUCUUCCCUCAUCAACUCAGUUCCAUAACAUCGACGCCUCACCUCUCAUAGAUUGUCUGAAGCAUGUCACCACUGCAACACAGACAGUCAGAGAAGACCGUUACAAAUGCGACCCAAGUUGGGAAUGGAUCGAGGGAUCAGAUUCUCGACUUCUCUGCGCUACCAUCGGCUCCCAUUUCUCAUCUCUGUUUCACGACGACAUGUUUUCAGCAGCACAAUCCUCGAAGUAUAGCACCUCUUGGUCUGGUAUGUGCGCUGCAUCAAGCUUGUAUAUGCACAGCGUCCUGGAACUAUGGAAUGGUGGCGAGGCUAUCGACGCUCGUCUGUUUCGCAGGUUUCUAUGUAUCUUGAAUCGCGAUCUCUGUCAAUCAGUGAGCACCCUGGGACUAAAUGACUCUACGGACUUUUGGCUUUGGAGGGCGUUCUUGGGAGCGUAUAGCAUUGCUAAACAGCAAGCGGGUAUCCAUGACCCUCUGCUGGAUGUCCUCCAGAGAGAUUUUACUGGUUACGUAGAUACUUGUAAAAGUGUUACUGGGUUGGCAGCUUGGGAAGAGGCGCAUGCCUGUUUAGUAUCCGUCGCAUGGCCCGCCUCUAUGAAUUAUGAGACAGGGCGUCGUGUUUGGACAAGGUUGAACGAGUAUAAAACAAGCUAGGGAGUAAGGCUGUAGUUGUUUUCAAGCUGUACAAUAUUGUAUAAUAAAUCACAACUCAAGUUCUGCUGGAGCGG
Fusarium verticillioides 7600 is the source of this 1453-nucleotide messenger RNA. RefSeq lists its product as hypothetical. The record is from RefSeq and is a predicted model, not a curated record. NCBI's taxonomy places the organism in Eukaryota, Fungi, Ascomycota, Sordariomycetes, Hypocreales, Nectriaceae. The transcript is spliced from 5 exons. The coding region runs from base 87 to 1379 and encodes 430 amino acids.